UUGAACUGUGCCAUUUAGUUAGACUGCAGUUUAUGUGUGUUUCAAUGCUGACUUAACGUGCAUUUCUUCUCGUUUCCUUUUCUUUCUCUAACUGUGAGACGUCUCACCCUUCUCUCUCUAACUCUUAUAGACGCUCGCUCUCCCUCUCUUUCUUUCUCUUUUAUGUUCUUUUUCUCUUCUCUUUCUUCUUCUCCGCUAUUCUCUCUUUCUUCUGAUUUCCUUUUCUUUCUCUAACCAUCUCACCCUUCUCUCUGUAACUCUCACAGAUGUGAUUUAAAAAAUUAAAAUAAAAAUAAAACUCUCAUAGACGCUCCCUCUCCCUCUCUUUCUUUCUCUUAUGUUCUUUUUCUCUUCUCUUUUUUCUUCUCCGCUAUUCUGCUAUGAGCUCUAGACGUUUCCUGACAAGAACCAUGAAAAAAAGGGGCUUCGGACACCAAUGUGCGAUACAUCACCUGUUGAGCAAUCUUCCAGAUUAUUCUAUGAAGUGCGGGGCGUGGAUUGAGGCUGAAGUAGUGUGGGUCAGUUAGGUUGUUAGUUGGAUAAUGGAGUCAUGGGCUAUAUGGGUUGUGGGUCAGUAGUGGGUUAUCAGUUUAUCAACUUUUUCCUUUGUUUCCUUCACUUACUGGCCCGUUAUUCUUUUUCCAAAAUCCAAUUUAUUUCCUUUUUGUUAUUUUUGGAGAUUUCUUGGGCAUAUUCUUUUUUAUCAGCGAAAAUCGAAUCGAAGAAAGUAGCGUGGAGCGUCCAUUUUAGUGUAACGAAGGGAGAUCAGAGGGCUGAAUAUCUGGGAAAUUUUCGUUUUUGCCAUCAGUUUUGGACGCAUUGUACGGUGCUGGGGCGGGCAUUUUGGUCAAUCUGAUUUUUUCGGAUCCCUUUUAUUACUCCUUGAGUAUUUGCAAGGACAGAGUUUUGUGAUAUUGUAGAGAGAAAGCAAGCAUGUGGUGGAUGAUGGGCGAGACAGGAAGCCAUUACUGUAACAAGAAAUCCGAUGAUAUUUGCGGCAAUGUUUGUGUAAGAAGCUACUGCGAAUGAAACCAAAUCAAAGGAUAUAUUCUGCAGUUAUGGAUAAAAUCAAUUCAAAGGAUAUAGCAGUAACACAUAACUAUGUUGACCAAACCAUGUUGACCAAGUACUCACACGCAUGCACGUGUUUAUCGCAGCUUGUCUAAAGGUAGACAGUUUCAUGGUUGGAGACAAGGAAAAUUCAUGGAGUAGUCGGCCACCUUCUUCAGAUUCUCUCAGUCGGUGGGCUGAGAAAAACCGAUUCAAUGUUGGCGAUUUUCUCAUACUGCAACUAACAAAGGAGGAGUACGAGAGCUGCAACCAAUCCAACCCUAUCAAAGAAUACAAGGAUACCAAAACCGAGGUUGAGCUUGACAGGCCAGGACCCUUCUAUUUCAUCAGCAAAGCUGGGGGAAGCUAUGAGAAAGGCCAAAAGAUCUGCCACCAGACAGUAGUGGUGCACGCUCUUGGAUUGAGGGGUGGGUUUGGUGUUCUUGUGGGAAUUAUAUUAGUGAGCUUAGUGGAAAUGUGGUUAAUCUUUGAACGUAGAGUAUAGGGGAAAUGUCAACUUUUAUUUUCAAUAUUAUUAUGUUUCUAUGAAUUAUGU
Messenger RNA from Alnus glutinosa, 1606 nucleotides. RefSeq names its product early nodulin-like protein 14. Gene Ontology annotation, molecular function: electron transfer activity. The coding region runs from base 1139 to 1555 and encodes 138 amino acids. NCBI's taxonomy places the organism in Eukaryota, Viridiplantae, Streptophyta, Magnoliopsida, Fagales, Betulaceae. The record is from RefSeq and is a predicted model, not a curated record. Gene Ontology annotation, cellular component: plasma membrane. The transcript is spliced from 4 exons.